Messenger RNA from Racocetra persica, 310 nucleotides. NCBI's taxonomy places the organism in Eukaryota, Fungi, Glomeromycota, Glomeromycetes, Diversisporales, Gigasporaceae. The record is from the annotation of a GenBank genome assembly.
AUGAACGAACGUGGAAUUUUGCUUAAUUAUGUAGCCAAAAAGUACACAAAAGAACAUGAAUGGAUUCAUGUUGAAAAGGACUUAGGAACUGUUGGUAUCACGCAUUAUGCGCAAAAUUCGCUUGGUGAUGUCGUUUAUGUUGAAGUACCUGAAAUUGGUACCGUUGUUGAACAGUCUGGAAAUUGUGGCGCUGUAGAAAGUGUUAAAGCGGCCAGCGAUAUUUACGCUCCCGUAAGUGGAGAAAUUGUUGAAGUUAAUAAAAAAUUAGAAAAGUCUCCUGGAUUAAUAAACGAAAGUCCUGAAGCUGAUG